GAGUAGAAGAAGAAGAAGCUCCGCCCCCAUCCCCUGAACCCGGUAGCCUCACACACAUCUUCUUGAACGGUCUCUUGCGGAAAUCCAGCGCCCCAACCUGUCCACGGAGUUGACGUAACUUAUCUUUGCAGCAAGGUAAAGAUACUCGAUUCCUCUGUCUCCAGCACUGAUAACAGGGAUAUUUAGUUCCCUGUGUGUUUUUCUCACGGGUGUUUUCUGCAGCAGGUUUACUGUCAUUUUACGUGCGACGUUAACCUUCAAGUGGAGCUAACCUGAGCUCGUUUAGCUGAGUAAUGAUGAGGCUCCUUAAAACAAACAUUUUCACGGCGAAUAUUACCUGUUUUUCAGGUUUUAGAGUCUAUUUUUAAUUGAUUUCUAUUUUGUUUUUGUCUUGAAAAUGUCAUUUUAUCAGGUGUGAGAUGUUGCCAAACCCCAAAGAGUAUAAACUCUGCUGUUGUUUCAAGGUUUAGAGUUUGACAAGUGUUACAGUAAGAUAAUCAUGUUAUCAGAUCAUUAAAACGAGUUUAUUUUUGUGACUUACAAAUUAACUUCAACCCGUUUUUAAAGGCUCGUUAUAAACCGAUCAGCCAUAUGGUCAUGAACACGUGGGGGGUCUAAUGUACUUCUCUGAUCAAGUCAAUUAAAGUUAAAGAAACUUUUUUUUUUUUUUUACAUAUUUAGUUUUUAUUUCCAUUUGCCACAGAGUACAACAAUUUCAUUUUCUGCAUAAACAUAAAUUACACAAAAUAAUAUACACAAAAUCAGGGUCACACAAGGAGAAAAAAAAGAAAAAAAAAAUGCAAAAAAACUAAACAAAAUAAAUAUAUAGCACCCAAUGUUCACAGUAUUGUGGCAGACUUGUGGGUGUUCUCCAUCUCCAAAAAUUUUCACACAAUUUUUCCAAUAAUUUUUCUAAUUCCUUUUUCAGAUCUUUUAAAAACAGUAACGGAAAUAAAUUUCAUACUGAAAAUAGUAAUAUAAUUCAUUAGGCCCCUAUUAAAGGUGGAUAUACAAAUGAAUUGUGGUUGUCCUGUUUACACAAAUAUCCAAUCUCAUUCAAACUCCAGUUCAUAAAUUCAGCUUUUCCAUUUAGUUCAUAAAAAAGUUGAAGAAACUUUUAAAAGUAGAUUUUAGGGUAAAUCUACUGUGUAGAGUUGCAUUGAUGUUUAUAUUAUUUUAGUUGCCUGGCACAUUUGUAAUUUUACCCUCCUCUAGCAUAACCAAAUUCUGUACAUUUUUCAUAAAGUAACAUUCAUUAUUUUCCUCUGAAACAUUGAAGUGAAUCAAAUUUCUUGUUUUAAAAUAAAUAAAUAAAUAAAAUCAGAAAAAAAACCAGAUUUGCCCAAAAAAUUGGAUGUGAAAUUUCUCAAAAAGUAUCAAAACUAAAAGUAUCUUUUAGUUUUGAGCCUCGACUUUGGAACGACCAGGAGGCCUUCGCCAGAGGAUCUGAGGCUGCGAGUUUGCUCAUAAGGUAUUAAAAACUCUGAAAUGUAGCUCGGAGCAAGUCCUUUGAGCGCUUUAAAAGUAAUCAAUAAAAUCUUAAAAUCAAUUCUAAAACUGACAGGAAGCCACUGAAUGGAGGCUAAAAUUGGAGUGAUGUGAUGCCGUCGACUAAAACCAGUUUAAAGCCGAGCUGCUGCAUUCUGAGCUAGCUGGAGGCGGGAGAGUGAUUUCUUAAACCAGUAAACCAGUUCCUUGAUGACCAGCAGAGUUAUUUGUGUCAUUUUGUCCUGAACUAGUUGAAUUAAUUACCUGUGGAUGAUGGAAAGGCAGUAACCUAUUGAAUGUUUAUUUCAAUAACUACAAAUUUACAGGACCUUGAACUUCAAGCGAUUUCAACCCUGUAAUUAGGCAGUCAUUGCCUUGAUCAGUUCGUCUGUGAGCUGUCUGUUUUAUGCUGUAACCAAGAUUAGGUGUGUCUAAAUUAGCCUGCCUUCUAAUUGGCUGAUUAUUCUUUCCUGUAAAAAUCAGAACAGGAACUGCAGGAAUUCCUCCCAAGUUCACUUGUCUUAUAUGCUGCUAGUCUGCAGGAUGAGUCUGUGUGUCAGUAAGUUAGCCUGCUAGUUUAUCCCACAGGAUAAGUGGAGGGAUUAUCGGGGAUGUCGUGUCAUGUGGUGACUGGUAGGGAAUCCAUUUUUAUGAAGACAGCAUUACAGUUGUGCCAAAAUUUAGAUUCAUAUUUCAUUGCAGUGCAGUAGAUGUUAAAAACUUGACCUUGCUCUGACUUGAGCAGAAAUUGCCUCAUCCUUACUGCCAUGUGAAUAAUCAGAUGAGAAAGUCAAAUCCAAUUAGGCUUGUAGCAUGCCGGUUAGCAAUCCUAAGCUGGCAGCCAGGUCAGGAUAUUUUCGUGAGUGAGCCACAAGGACAAAAGAGAGUAAAGCUACGACAAUAGAAACUGAAAAAUACACCAAAUUGAUUUUUUAUCGCACUUUUUUUCUCCACUAUCCAACCAGUGUUGUUACUGGCUGCUGCACAGAGCUCAGAAGAUAUCAGGAUAAUAAGCUUGUCUUCUUUUUUUCUCGCCUUAAGGUCCUACACCAUGUCCAUCCUCAGGAUCCACGCCAGAGAGAUCUUUGACUCUCGUGGAAACCCCACAGUGGAGGUUGAUCUUUACACCGGGAGAGGUAAGCAACAAUAAAUGGCUGAUUUAAAAGAAAUCUCCUAUUUUUUGUCUGUUUACCUCUAUAAUGAGUCUCUGUCUUCUUUCAUCAUUUCACAGGCUUGUUCAGGGCUGCUGUGCCAAGUGGUGCAUCUACUGGGAUCUAUGAAGCCUUGGAGCUCCGGGACAAUGACAAGUCUCGCUUCCUCGGAAAAGGUUGGGAUACUCAUUUUGUGACAUUUUCAUCAUAAGCAAAUCAGUCAUACAUCAGCAGCCGUGGUUUUACCUUGUUCACUACCAACUACACAACCAUGCUGUACUGUUUCUGCUCUGAAGCUGGAAAAACAAACAAAAAAACCCUUUUCAGACUUUUCUAAUGUUCUUUAUUUUUCUGUCUCAUCUUUACCCCACUCUCUCUGUCUUCCUCUCCCCCAGAUGUGAAAGGGUUAGUGAGUUUCAAUUGCCAGUCCCUUGUGGUUAAAACUAAGAAUCAGCUUAACUAAUUAAACCGUUUUAGCAGCUGAUCACUGAAUAAUUAAGGCAUCAACUAAAAAUAAUGUGCAUGAUGAAUUGUCAGUAAAGCAUGUUGUCACUGCAGUACUGAUUUCAAGCCUGUGGACUGAUUGAAUGUAAAAAAAGAAAAACUGAAUUGAAACAUUCAUUGAUAGUAGCAAUGUUUUUAAAAACUAUAACCACUGGGUAAAUAAAAAAAUGUUGCAUGCCUCACCACACUUUUAAUCAAGAGGACAAAAUUGUAUGUUCCUCUAAAUCUGUGUCUGUGGAAUUGGAUUCACACGAUUUGCCCUCAAUGUAAUGAGAGAAUGAUGACACUAAUCCGUCUUUUGCAGGAGUCACACAGGCUGUGGAAAACAUAAAUACAGUUAUUGCACCUGCACUUGUUGGCCAGGUAAGGAGAGUAUAUUCUCUCUGUCAAUCCUUGCUUUUUUUUUUAUCUUCGUGGUUAUUGUUUCAACAUGAACUUGUUUUACUCAUCUUGUCAGGAUGUAUCUGUGGUUGAGCAAGAGAGAAUUGACCAGAUAAUGCUUGACCUGGAUGGGACAGAAAAUAAAUGUAAGUUGCAAUGAUCAUACUGCAAUACGUUUGGCAGUAACUACAUUAAUGCUUAGGUCAACAUUUCUGUCUUUCUUUUUACCUCUGCCAAAUAUAGGCAACAUUACCUUAAAGUAUCUCUUAAAUUUUUAAAUCUGCUUGAGUACAUCAGCCAAUAAACUGUCCAACUGAUGCACACAUGUGGAACUUACUUGAUUGGCAAAACAGUUUUCCAUUUUUGUCGAGUAAAAUCAAUGUGUGGUAAAAGCUGAGACCUAAUUUAAUUAACUAUAACUUCAGCAGCUGUGAAACAUCCUUGGCCUGCAUAAAUAUUAGUAAAUCGACAAUGUACAAUGACAAAAAUCUGAAAUUUAAACUAUUUAAAAAUUAAAUGAAUCAAUGUUUUACUUUGCCCCAACAAGCCAAAUUAGGAGCCAACGCCAUCCUGGGUGUGUCUCUGGCUGUUUGCAAAGCCGGUGCAGCAGAGAAAGGUGUUCCUCUGUAUCGCCAUAUUGCUGACCUUGCUGGAAACCCAGAUGUUAUUUUGCCCGUGCCGGUAAGAAUCCAUGUUUUGAUUCACAUACUUUUUUUUCCCCAUGUCAUUUAUUUCCUCAUAAUUCAUGCAACUUUGGUUUCAUUGCAAAACGGCUUUCCUCAUUUUCUCCCUUGAACCUCCAUCAGGCCUUCAACGUGAUCAACGGCGGCUCUCAUGCAGGCAACAAGCUCGCAAUGCAGGAGUUCAUGAUCCUGCCGACGGGAGCGAGCAGCUUCAAAGAGGCCAUGCGUAUCGGAGCCGAAGUCUACCACAAUCUCAAGAAUGUCAUCAAGAAGAAAUACGGUCAGGAUGCCACCAAUGUGGGCGAUGAAGGUGGCUUUGCUCCAAACAUCCUGGAGAACCAAGAAGGUAUGCUAAAGAAAAGACCUAAGACCAUAGAUGUGUUCAGCUUUUAUGUCUUUUACAAAGAAAACAAUCGGUGUCAAAUAAAGGUGGUUUUUAUCCCAGAGAAGAAAAUAAUCAUCAAAGUAGAAUAAUCUAAAUGUUCUUGUUGGUUGGGGAAAAAAAUUGGACAACAUUGAAGUCAGUGCAAUAUUUUAGAAAACAUAUUUCUCAACGUCUUUGGGAAGGUUGACUUUUUAGUUCACAUACCCAUCAAGUUGUCUGCUAACGAUUGAUUUAAAGAAAUGUUUACAUUUUCACUGAGACUCCAAAGUUUUUUUGACUUGUAUAUAGCACACGUAGGACUCUGAUUGGUUUUUAUUAGACCACACUGAGGUGUUUUUGACCUUUGAUCCACCUCAUUUGCUUGCAUAGGAGAAUUCAAACAAUAAAAAUUGAAGUCCAUAGGUUCAAACCAAAGAACCCAAAAGUACCAUGUUACUUUGACAAGGCGGCUUUGAAACAUUGGUAGUAUUUUGAACAAGUCUAUGUUGUUAGCAUCACACUUUUCAUUGAUUUCUUGGUCUCUGACACCUUGUGUGUAGAUUUCAAAUGUCUCAUUCAGGAUUCAUCACAGAAAUAUAACAAGGUUGCUGUUGUUUAACUCUGCAGCUCUGGAGUUGAUAAAGGAGGCCAUUUCCAAAGCGGGAUACACAGAUGAGGUUGUGAUCGGUAUGGAUGUGGCAGCGUCCGAAUUCUACAGAGACGGAAAAUACGACCUGGACUUCAAGUCUCCUGACGACCCGAGCCGUUACAUCACUCCUGAUGAGCUGGCUGAUCUUUACAGGAGCUUUGUGAAGGAUUAUCCAGGUAACCUCCUGACUUUUUAUCUUUGUUCACAUUACUGAGCAGGUGAGGCGCAGGGCACACACUAGGGCAAUGGAGUCAGGAUUUACGUAGCUGAUCCGUGAAACCUCUCUGUGGUUUUGAAAUACUUAGACUCUGUAGUACACAAUCAGUUUGCCUGACCUCAUCAGUCAGUGCUGGUUUAUAGCUUCUUGUACCUGUGUCAUCCUUGGACAACUGCUCUCUUAUUUUGAAAUGAUACGAGACUUUCAAUAUAAGAGGAAAAUACAAAAAUCAGCUCAAAGCAAAUACAAUCUAGUGAAAGCACGUUCACUAAAACGUUGAUGUCUGAAGUCUGUCUUUUUCUCUCACAGAGAGGCAGAUUUUGUUCAAACAAUAUGUGCAGACAGAUCAUACAUGCUUUUAAUGGAGCCUGAGCAUGGAUACACACAUCUAAACAUAAACAACAUAUAGUUGAUGGAUGGUUCUCCUUAUUUAAUCUUGACAUUGAAUACACAGCAUAUUUACACGCAUAUGCAAAACAGCCUGAUUGUGCCAUCAUGCUUAUUUUUGUCUUAAUGGGUAUUGAUGCCAAGAUUUUCAUCAUAAGCCUCCUGUUUGAGCGCUGUUGAUGCAACAAAUGCUGAUCGUGAUUUGGGAUAACUCUUCGCCUUGAGUGAGAAAUCUGUGCGUGUUUUCAGUGGUUUCCAUCGAGGAUCCCUUUGACCAGGAUGACUGGAUGGCUUGGACCAACUUCACUGGCAGCACAGACAUCCAGAUUGUGGGAGACGAUCUCACAGUAACCAAUCCUAAUCGCAUCAGCAAGGCAGUGGAGGAAAAGGCCUGCAACUGUCUGCUGCUAAAGGUCAAUCAGAUUGGCACCGUCACUGAAUCCAUGAGAGCGUAAGUUAAUAAAAACACUAAAGGUAUCUUAUUUACUACAACUGCAGUGUCAGUCUUUGUUUUAAUCUGGCAUGUCUGUGAUUCUUUAUUCCUGUGGUGGUCAGUUUAAUUGGUCAUCUCUAAGUACAAAGCCUCAUUUUGAUUCCCUCUUGUUUGUGUGUUCAAACUAACAGGAUUAUCCUGUUCAAAGAAAGACUUCUUGUUUUCUUUCCUGCUCUUUUUUUGCACAGAUUCUCAGUUUUUCAGGAGGCUUUGAUUGUAAAACAUUUCUUGUGGUGUUUAUUGUUGUGGCUACUGCCAUCUGCUGGCAUUAAUAUGUCAAAAAAAAACACAGCUUGGCAUGUAACAUGGCAUAAAAGCCACAAAAAUAUCAAAAAUUUUGUGAAAUUUACUCAAUUAAAUGCUGUCAAUCUGUAAAAAAUAUUUUAAAAGUGUCAGAUUUUUUGUGGAAAUACAUGUCAACAAUGAUUAGUGAUCUCUGGAGCUCUCAGCACGGUCUCAUCUGUACUCCUCACAGCUGUAAGAUGGCUCAGGAGAGCGGCUGGGGUGUGAUGGUCAGCCAUCGCUCUGGUGAAACUGAGGACACAUUCAUCGCAGAUUUGGUGGUUGGCCUUUGCACUGGACAGGUAAAGACAGAAAAUCCAAAUAUAUGACUGUGUCUAUUGAGAAAUUCAUAAAUAUAUGUGUUCACCCUAUUAAUACAAUCACCCUUAGUUUAAGGUUUUUGCAUUAUAGUCUUUACUUGUUAUGUUGGCUCUCCAUUUUCUUGUCCUUUUUUUCUUUAGUUUUUUCUUUUCAAUUAUGACCGUGGUCUGAAUACAUGAUAGUGGAAAAAAAAAAAAAAAAGCCAGGAACCAUAAUGACAUAACUUGGACAAAGAUAACUCACAUUACUCACUUUUAAUACACUCCUAGAUCAAAACUGGGGCCCCCUGUCGCUCUGAGCGUUUGGCCAAAUACAACCAGAUUCUCCGGUAAGUGAAAAUCUUAUUUAAACUUAAGAAAUGAAUCACACGGCUGUAAUGCAUGUGUUAUUUAAUAUUUAAAACAAACGCAAUUGCCAACCAUACAGUUGAAACCAGAAGUUUACAUACACUGUAUAAAAGGCGCAUAACCUUUUUUUCUAAUAUUAAAUCAGAGUAAACUUUUCCUGUUUUUGGUCAAUUAGGAUUGCCAAAAUUAUUUUUAUUUGCUAAAUGCCAGAAUAAGGAGAGAGAGAAUUUUUUUGAUGAAAAUAUGUGGGCAGAACUGAAAAGGCAUGUUCGAGCAAGGUGACCUUUAAACUUGGCUCAGUUACACCAGUUCUGUCUGGAGAAAUGGGCCAAAAUUCCUGCAAACUAUCGUGAGAAGCUUGUGGAAGCAUAUCAAAAACAUUUGACCCAAGUCAUACAAUUAAAAGGCAGCUACCAAAUACUAGAAAGAACUUUAUUAAUCCCCAAAGGGAAAUUCAACAUGAAUAUAUGUAAACUUUUGACUGUUGAUAAAAAAAAUUGUCUAAAAAUUUUUCUCUCUCAUUAUUCUGUCAUUUAGCAUAAAACACAAUUUUGGCAAUCCCAAUUGACCAAAAGCAGGAAAAGUUUAAUCUGAUUUAAUAUUAGAUGGUGAGGGAAAAAGAUUAUGUGCCUUUUUAUAUAGUGUAUGUAAACUUCUGGUUUCAACUGUACAUUGCUGCAGUAUUAUUAAAAAAAGUAACUCAAGCCUUGCUGAGAAGUUGUAUAAAUUCUCUAAUGUUUAUGUUUUGGUCGUAUUAUUGGAGGUUGUAUCAUUUCUGUACCUUUUUAAACAACCUUGUGUUUGUUUAUUGCUGUUUCAAACCAAUAAGAAUUCACUUUGAGCAACUUUUUUCCAUGUAGAAUCGAAGAGGAGCUGGGAGAUGAGGCUCGUUUUGCUGGAAAGAACUUCAGAAACCCACUGGCCUAGUAAAAGAAGAAAGCAUUUUCUACAUCCAAGUAAAUGGAUUUCUAUGCACAAAUUCGCAAUAACACGCAGGAACAAUCAUUGUUAAUGUAGAGCUACUCUUGCACUUGCUGUGGUUAUGACUUAAUGUUGUAGUGUCUAAACCUCCUACUGUAUUUCACUUGUGAUAUUGGAGUAACAAUAGAGCAGAAAAAAAACUUAAUAUAAAAAACUGUAAUAUUUAACCACAACAUUCAUACUGUAAUUCAAAGAGUGCACUUAAAAGUUAUUAAAAAAUUCUUAGAGAACUGAAUGCAUCUUCAUUUUUUGUCCCAUGUUUUAUUUUAAUGUGCGAGUGUGAUGUCUUUGGUUAUAUCAGAGUGAGUUGUUGUAUUUUUAUCGUUACAACAAUCUAAAUGGAAAAAUGAUGAUAAUGUAAAUUCAAACUUUCAGCCUUUGCCACUACAAUCAAACUUUAAAGUAAAAUUGAAGAGGAAAAGUCUACUAAUUCACCUCAUUAAUGUUCUUGUUUUUUUUUUCCACACCUUAGUAGUACAACAGUUUUUGACAAAAUUGGAUGUCGUUUGGUCUUUGGAAGGCACUUAUUGAGGUUAUUCCACAUUUUCUGACAAUUAAAAAGCAAACAUUUUGAGCAAAAAA
Molecule: messenger RNA, 8830 nt
Organism: Xyrichtys novacula (pearly razorfish)
Lineage: Eukaryota; Metazoa; Chordata; Actinopteri; Labriformes; Labridae
Source: the annotation of a GenBank genome assembly